AUGGUUGAGAAAGAACAGAAAGCGAAAUCGGUUGGGCCUACAAUAACGUUCGUGACGAUCAAGCCAAAAUUCGAGACAAAUACCAAGCCCAAGCCGGAGGCAAAGAACAAGUCGGACACGAAGGCGAAGAGCAAGUCAGGGACGAAGAGUCAAGCAAAACUGGACUCAAAGCCUAAGCUAGCAUCAGAUGCAAAGCCCAAGUCAACGCAAGAGGCGAAGACCAAAUCAGAGACGAAGAGCAAAGCAAAACCGGACGCGAAGCCAAGGCCAAGACCGCCAAAGAUCAUAACUAGACGGGUGGCGAAGACCAACGCAAGGCAAGAAGUGAAGACUAAGCCAAAGCCAGAGGCAAACAACAAGUCAGAUACAAAGACGAAGAGCAAGCCAGAUCCGAAAGCUAAAACGGAGACAAAGCCAAAGCCAAAGCCAAAGCCAAAGCCAGAAACGAAAACGAAAGCCGGGCCGAAGACCAACCCCGAGAAAAGAAUGAUAAUCAAUCUGGAGACGAUAACGAAGAUUCAGCUGGGAGCCUAA
This is a messenger RNA of Penicillium mononematosum, 534 nucleotides long. RefSeq lists its product as uncharacterized. The transcript has a single exon. The record is from RefSeq and is a predicted model, not a curated record. Bases 1 to 534 code for a protein of 177 amino acids. NCBI's taxonomy places the organism in Eukaryota, Fungi, Ascomycota, Eurotiomycetes, Eurotiales, Aspergillaceae.